This is a messenger RNA of Cuscuta europaea, 885 nucleotides long. Lineage: Eukaryota; Viridiplantae; Streptophyta; Magnoliopsida; Solanales; Convolvulaceae. The record is from the annotation of a GenBank genome assembly.
CUCCUAUUCGCUAAACGUCAAACAGAAACCCUAUAUAUAAUCCCAUAUCCGGCCACAUAUAGGAAGUAAAUUGAAUUUUGUCACAUACGAAAAGAAAAUGAGGUUGCCCAGCAUCAUGUUUUGCAUAUUCUUAUUAUUAUUCGUAAAUGCAUCCCACGCACAACAAUGCGGAAGCCAAGCCGGCGGAGCCGUAUGCGCCGCCGGGAAUUGUUGCAGCCAAUACGGCUAUUGCGGCAACACCGCGGAAUACUGUUCUCCGAGUUCAGGCUGCCAGAGCCAGUGUUGGUCUUCCGGAGCCGGAGCGCCUCCUCCGCCCGCUACUCCGACGGCCCCCAGUGCUGGCGGCGGCGAUAUUAGCGGUGUUAUCAGCCAGUCUGUUUUUAACGACAUGCUUAAGUACCGAGACGACACCCGCUGCCACGCGCCAGGAUUUUAUACGUACGAUGCGUUCAUCGCCGCCGCGAAAUCCUUCGGAGAUUUCGGUACGACCGGAGACUCGGACACGAUAAAGAGAGAAAUCGCCGCUUUCUUGGGCCAGACCUCCCACGAGACUACUGGUGGGUGGGAUACAGCACCGGAUGGCCGAUAUGCGUGGGGAUAUUGCUUUCUAAGAGAAAACACCUUAGAUUCCUACUGCAAUGUCACUCAAGCCUGGUCCUGUGCUCCUGGCCAAAAGUACUUCGGACGUGGUCCUAUUCAAAUCUCUUACAACUACAAUUAUGGUCCAGCAGGACAGGCACUUGGCUAUGAUCUUAUAAGUAACCCUGACCUGGUCGCAACGGACUCGACGGUGUCCUUCAAGACGGCAUUGUGGUUCUGGAUGACACCUCAGGGUGCAAAGCCGUCUUGCCACGACGUGAUGACCGGUAAAUGGACACCAUCUGC